AUGUCGUCACCUGUCGAAAUCCCGGCCCCUCGCAGCUAUCAAGCGCUAUCCAAUCCGACUCCCGCCAACGAUACCUCCUUCGUGCAGAACGGGAUCCGCUACUACCCUGAGCGCGGCAAUUGGAGCCCGCUCUUUGUGCCUAACGCUGAGACCCCUCGCGCCGCGGACAUUCCUGUCGACCCAAUCUCCGGUCCUGAUGCUAAUCCGGUUGAUCAUCCUGCCGACACUCAGGUUGAUCCCAUGGCUGAUCAAGACACCGAAAUGAAAGCGACCGUCCUUGACAACGCUCCUGACUUCUCUCGUCCUCCGCCUAUCAAGGCCUUCCCAGCUCCCAUCCCUCUUCCUUAUGGGAUGGAGCUUAUCCAGACUGGCACCCACUACCUCCCUCAAAAGGAGAAGUGGCAACGCCUCUACGAUCCGGCCAGGACUUUCGAUUUGUCCACGAUCCCGGAUGAGGUUCCAGUUACUCGUGGAUUUGCUGAUCCUUAUCCCUUCUGUGACAUGCCUGUGUGCUGUGACCCCGUGGUUACUGAUCCUGAAUUAUAA
Molecule: messenger RNA, 546 nt
Organism: Puccinia graminis f. sp. tritici CRL 75-36-700-3
Lineage: Eukaryota; Fungi; Basidiomycota; Pucciniomycetes; Pucciniales; Pucciniaceae
Exons: 7
Coding region: 1-546 (181 amino acids)
Source: RefSeq, a predicted model, not a curated record